AUGGACUUCGAUAGCUCUAUUCUCAAAAAGGUGAAAGAAAGACUCUAUGGCGUGGACACCGCCACACAGGCCAUUCCUUCCUUCGAAGAAUCCAUCUUAUUUCUGGCUCCCAAAGAGACUCAGGUAGUUUCGGUAAUUGAAACACAAAAUACGGAGAAGCCACAAAAGACCGUGUCCAAACCGCUUCGGCCAACACUCAAGACAGCGGCGGUGGCACUCCCACAAUUGGAGCUUGAUCUCUCUGACUUCCAAAAUGCACCGGUAUCAACUCAGAAAAUAGACACCCAUCCAGAAGGUGCGUCCCAGUUGACUCAAUUGACUCAGCUCCCUCACUUGAGUCAAUCGACCCAAAAUGUAGAAUCAGAAGAAAGUGCUCCGCUCGUAACCGCUGAAACUCAAAUUAUUCCAGACUCAAAGGAGACACAGCUUCUCGAAUCAGAGAUUGCUCGCGCAUCGCUCACAGACGAGGAAGAGGACCUCAAUGAUGACGCUAAUACGACUGUUGACUCGUCUAUCCAGAAGACGGUUACCACCAGGGCCGAGCUUGAUCAGAUCGAGCGGGACUUAUCUGACCAAAAACUCAAGAAGAAUAUCCAACCUGCAUUUGCACAAAAGUCAUUCAAUCCAAUCGAUCGUCUCAUGGAAGCUUUUGAUAGCGAGAGCGAACACGAAGAUCCGCUCAAUAGUGAAAACGCUGCUUCCGCUCUGAGCCCCAGCACCUCUCCAAUACAAGCUGCUACGGCUGCCAAGGGUGACAUUCAGCUUGAUGAUGAUGAAGAUUCCGACUUUGAAAUCCCGGAUGCUAUUGAUGUUCUUAACAACGGCAUCAAGGCUUUGACACCUAAGAAAAAGAAAUCUCCCAUUACUGAUUACGCCUUGAGACUCAAGCACCAACUCAUGUCAAGCCCUUCCAAUUCCUCGAGAGAGUUGAUUUCCUUAGAUGAUUCCGAUGAUGACUUGGCCAUAGAAGAACCUGUUGUCAUACCCUCCUUGAGCAAGGAACAGGAGUUGCUUGUGAAACAGAAGUUCUCCAAAAAGCUUCCCAGGAAGCUUCCGAAAAAAAGAGACCUCUUCACUUCCUUGAGACGUGCUAAUACAAAGCAAUUGCGUCAGAUGAAAUUGGAACAUCCUGACGCAGAAUUGAUAGAGGAAAUUGAGAAGGACGAGGAAGAAAUGGGUAACUUGUUGGAGCGGGAAAUGGAGCGCGCUAGAAGAGUCCGCAAGAAAGAAAAACAACAGGAAAAGGCCAAAGCAGCCCUUCUCCGAAUCUCCAACGGCGAUCUCAAUAAUUCGGACGAUAUGGACUACAAGUCCAACGAGGAGGAAGAGGUUCCUGACAGCGAUGAUGUUGCCGACUCGGACAUUCCAGAGUCAGGCCAGCUGGAAAACGAGGAUGAUUUAGACGAUGAUGAAAAUGGCUCAAAUGUAUUUAAGCGAGCCAAAAGAAUUAUUUUGAGCGAUGAUGAAGACAUUAUCGACGAGGAAGCUGCUGUGCCUGUCGCAAAACCAGCCUCGAGAUCAUCAGACCUUAGAAAUGAUGACAGUUAUAUGUUUGGAGGCGCAAGCCUAGAUAUCGAUGAAGAAGCCGAGGACGUUGUGACCCAUAUUCACAGCGACCAAGCUCGGCCUGAUACGCCUCUUGACUCGAUCAUUCAGGAUGGUUUUGAUGAAUCAUUGUCGCCAAAGCUUUUUCUGAACUUACCUCCUAGAUCGCAACAGAACAUCUCCAUGGACGAUUCUAUGUCAGCGAAUGUUACUAUAGAACCAAGACAUGUCCCUUCAUUUCAAGAAAUGAGCUCUACUCAAUUCUCUGCCGCACAUGAGCAAGAGACUCAAAAAGACUACAUAGGCACCCAAGCUGAUGAGGUGCUUCCUUCACAAGUAAUUCCGUACUCUGAUGACGAAGACGAAGACUUUGCGCUUGCAGUGAAGAGAGGCCGUCAGAGUGUGCUUCAGACUAAAGCAUCUGCGGAUAUCCAACCAAGCUCUGACAUUGAGGAUGUUGACCCUGCUGAAAAAGCAGAAAUCUUGAAACAGAAGCUCGAACUCUACGAGGCCAAGAUCCGCCGGAAGGAGUUAAAAGCGCGCAAGCUACGAAAAGAAAUGGAGCGCCGUGGAGUGAAGGGUGUUGUUGAAGGAGAGGCUGAGGAAUCCGAAGAUGAAUGGAAGGGUAUUGGUGGUAUUGAUCAAGACUUAUCUGACAAAGAAAACUCUGAAGAUGAGCGAAUGAUCGAUAACAAUUUCGACCUCGUUUUGAACGACGAUGACGUGCGUAAGAAGUUCAUGGAACAGUAUCAAAUCAAGGACAGACAAGAAUUGGAGAAGUUAAUCGACGAUAUAAAAAACCAUAGACUCACAAAGCGUGCCAGGUCUUCUCGAUUUGAUGUCGAAUUGAGCGAUGAAGAGGAUGAAAUUUUGAUGGCGUAUAGAAGAAAGAAGCUAGAAGAGCAGAAACAGCGACUCCUUGAGAACAAAAAAGUGAAUUCUUUGUUGAAGAGUGAGAAAUCGAAGGCUUUUUUCGAAUCCAUUGCCGAGGAAAUGAGUCCACACAUCCUUCUUGACAGUGAGAAUGAAGACUCUGUGGAAGAAACUCAAGAGGAAUCACCAUCUAUCGCGGACAGCCAAGUCACCGAAGGUGACGCCGAGUCUGUGCCAAUGAAGAAACACAUGCGCUUAGAUGAAGCAUAUGUCCAAAAACAGUUGAGUUUCUUGUGCAGCACGGAGGAAAGCAAGUACAUUCAAAUUCAACAGGAUGCAGAUUUCCAACAUGGAGUCGAUGAAGAGCCCGUGGAAGACAUCGCCGCUCUCAAAAGCAGGUGUAAAAGCAAUUUGUACUCCUUCAGCGGUGUUGACUCUCAGAAAGAAUCCAACAAAAGAGAUUCUGCCGAUUUACUUACGGAUGACGACGAAAAUGAUGACUUUGGUCAUGUCUUCAAGAAGCCUUCUAUGGUAAGCUCCUUCAAAUUGUAUCACGAGAAACAAGUUGGUCAGGUAUCAACAGGCUCAUUCAGUGGUGUGACUGUAAACAAACAAUACAAGGUGGCUUCUGGGUCGAAAGCUUCAAUAACGUACAUUUCUAAGAAUGUCAGCUUGAAGCAAACCGGCGUGCCAAUGAAAAGUGCACACACGCAGGCUAUCGAAAAGCGUGUUGACCACGCCAAACAAAAUAGCUCUCUAUUUAGAAAGGGAUCUGCCUUCGCUUAA
Molecule: messenger RNA, 3204 nt
Organism: Australozyma saopauloensis
Lineage: Eukaryota; Fungi; Ascomycota; Pichiomycetes; Serinales; Metschnikowiaceae
Gene: GIN1
Product: chromatin-modulating protein
Exons: 1
Coding region: 1-3204 (1067 amino acids)
Biological process (GO): mitotic G2 DNA damage checkpoint signaling; mitotic DNA replication checkpoint signaling; activation of protein kinase activity
Molecular function (GO): anaphase-promoting complex binding
Source: RefSeq, a predicted model, not a curated record